CGAUGGUACACUACAUUGGUAAAAUUAUACAGAAUGGGCCCAGGGUGGAUAGCCGCGGCUUGCGGGGGACGGGAACGGGGAGAGGCGGCCGCUCUCCUCGCCCAGACACUGGAGGCAUGGCCCCACAGAAGCUCUGCUCCGCCCCCCAGGACUGGCGGCGGUUAUCCCGGUCCAACACGGAGAAGCAACCUUCACACAACUGACCUAGCGGAGAGGCCCAGCGAGCAGCGGGGCGACAUGACAUGAGGUAACAUGGCUGCCCCCAUGUGUACCCGGCUCGCAGGGACUACGGACCUCGAGACCAGGCUGGAUGAGCUGAUUGCCAGAUUCUGGAUGAGGCUGGCAGCCAGGGAGCAACAGGCAGACGCAAACAUACCUACUGCAAAACAGCUGACACUCCCCCGCACAGAGCCGGUGCCACCCCGUACCCCAGGGACACGCAAGGUGAGUCGCAGACAGCAGAUGAGUAGAGCAUGCGGGCUAAGGCGACAUCAAUUACCUGCGGCAUUAGCAAGCCACAGAACUCACCCGACAAACACUACACAACGUCCAAAGCACUCAAAGACGACCCUGAAGAGGCCGCACACCACCACAGAUGGAAACAGGAAGCGGAGGCCACGUCAAAACCUACAUGCCGAAACGGAAGCCUACCCAAGCACACUUCUGAGCACACCCCAGACUAACCGCCCGGCAUACCUCAUCAUGCAAGGGGAAUAUGCCGUUACUGGGACCAUACACUCUUCUUCCGAGCUGGGGGUUCACCUGGAGGUAACCCUCCUACGCCAUCCAUACACCCAAGAAGAUAGCCAUGCUCUGGCAGCUCCUUGGGCCCAUGACCCUGUUUAUGGGGUCAAUGGACUUGUGGCAAGGGCCUUUGCUAAGGCCUCGGGCCGAAGACACACGGCACCUAGACGACAAACACCCAGGAAAUGUGUGGAGAGAACCGUAGCGCGGGGAGCUGGGGGCCUGGAGGGUCCGGGCAGAUACAACGAUGAGGUCACUAUGAGGGGCCAUUGACCAACAUGCCUCCCAAAACACACUAGUGGCAUC
Molecule: messenger RNA, 1050 nt
Organism: Pelobates cultripes (western spadefoot toad)
Lineage: Eukaryota; Metazoa; Chordata; Amphibia; Anura; Pelobatidae
Source: the annotation of a GenBank genome assembly